AUGUGCGUAGCCGGCGGGGCGCUGGCGCUACUGCUGAUACUGCUGACGGCCGCUACUGUGCGCCUCGCUGUAAUGCUGGUGCAGCUCGUGACACCGCGUUAUACACUGGCGAUCUGUGCCGUGGCGCUCGCCUGCUGGUUCGUGGACUCGCGACGACGACGCUACGCCAGGGGCUUCUACUCGUGCUCCCGCGUGGCGACGGCACCACCGUCCGAGACUGAGUCGGAGGACGACGACAGUGAGGUCGGAGGAUCUAGCAGAGCUACUAAGAUGUCGGCUUGCUCCUCUUCCAGACAUAGUAUGAGCCUCGUGGACGUGCGCACUCGCAGCAACACCACAGACCGAGAGCUCCAACGGAGACACGCCACGCGCCCCCGGUCCACAUCGAAACACAGAGUGCCGAGGCGGCGCGCUGACACGGGUAUGACGGGCAGUACCAAGCACAACGAGCGCUCGCGUCGCGCGACGUUCACAUCUAAGCAGGACGCGCACGGCACCUCGAGCAGAUCCGGCUCCGACAUGCUGGAGGACGCGCUGCGCUCGGACGGAUAUUGGAUUGGAGAUUUCCGUGUGCAACGUCGGCUGGUGUCGCGCCGCAGUCACGCCAACAGCCCCAAGGCCAAUUGA
Messenger RNA from Phytophthora infestans T30-4, 627 nucleotides. RefSeq lists its product as uncharacterized. The record is from RefSeq and is a predicted model, not a curated record. The transcript is spliced from 3 exons. Lineage: Eukaryota; Oomycota; Peronosporomycetes; Peronosporales; Peronosporaceae. The coding region runs from base 1 to 627 and encodes 208 amino acids.